Messenger RNA from Menidia menidia (Atlantic silverside), 258 nucleotides. NCBI's taxonomy places the organism in Eukaryota, Metazoa, Chordata, Actinopteri, Atheriniformes, Atherinopsidae. The record is from the annotation of a GenBank genome assembly.
AUGGUUCCCUCUCAACUGCGUGGAGACCACGUCUGCCACUUUGUUUGGACAAGGCCUGACCGCUCCCUGGGCGGCGUCUCGCUCACUUUCAAGCGCCCCCGAACUCUCACUGGAAAACACUCCAACACGUCUGGCUUUGGCCUCACAGAACCUCACGCGGCAAAUAUCGAUGAAGUGGAGACAGAAGUUGUGGAGAUUGAGGCAAAACUAGAUAAGGCUUAUAAGUUCCAAGAGACGGCAAAGUAUGCUCGCCAUUGA